This is a messenger RNA of Anolis carolinensis (green anole), 833 nucleotides long. It is a transcript of the gene elob, whose product is annotated as elongin B. Gene Ontology annotation, biological process: transcription elongation by RNA polymerase II. Gene Ontology annotation, molecular function: protein binding. NCBI's taxonomy places the organism in Eukaryota, Metazoa, Chordata, Lepidosauria, Squamata, Anolidae. Gene Ontology annotation, cellular component: elongin complex; VCB complex. The record is from RefSeq and is a predicted model, not a curated record. Bases 148 to 576 code for a protein of 142 amino acids. The transcript has 4 exons.
UCUUUCCUUCGUUGCCAUGGAGACCGAAUAGCGCGCGGCAGCUAUAAAAACCGGAGACCGUUGGAAAAACGUUAGAGGACGCCGGGUUCCCAAGAAGGAGGAGACCUUCUCUAGGUGGUGGCAGUGUUAUAGCGGGCCCUUUCCAAGAUGGCGGGGAGCCCUAUCGGGCCGGCGCCGGCCCCGCCUCUCCCAAUCUCGAUGGUUUCUCUGGUGCCUCCUGACGUCUUUCUAAUGAUCCGACAUAACAAGACAACCAUCUUCACAGACGCCAAGGAAUCCAGUACAGUGUAUGAGCUGAAAAGAAUUGUUGAGGGGAUUCUUAAGAGACCUCCAGAAGAACAGAGGUUGUAUAAGGAGGACCAGCUGUUGGAUGACACCAAAACUCUCGGAGAUUGCGGUUUCACCAGUCAGACAGCACGACCCCAGGCCCCCGCGACAGUUGGCUUGGCCUUCAGAAUCAGUGAAGAUGCCUUUGAGCCCCUCCGCAUCGAUCCCUUCUCCAGCCCCCCAGAGCUCCCAGAUGUGAUGAAGCCCCAGGACUCGGGCAGCAGUGCAAAUGAGCAGGCAGUGCAGUGAGACCCCGAGGGCAGCAGAGUGAGCAGCACAACCUGCGUCGGCCCUCUCCUCCUUCCCCCACGCACCCUUCUUCUAUCCUCCAGUGCGGAGAGAGACAUGGCACUAUUCCUUGCCACCAGUUCAGCUUCCCAUUCUCCUCCUUCCCUCUCUAAGCAAGACCACACACACACCCAAGUCCCUCCCCACUCAUCACACAGAGCUCUGUUUUCACUUUGGUUUUGAAAACAAUAAAGGUUCAGCUGUUUUUUUCCCCCUUU